AUGAUACACGAAGUGGCUAAAUGGACUUCGGCAUACAAUACAAUUAAAAACUUUACUAGAAAAAUCAACAAUAAGGAGAAAAAUCUAAAUGAAUUUCAACCACUAUCAAAGAAAAUUAAGAAUGAUAAACCAUAUCUUAGUGAAGAGAGAGAACUUCUCAAUUUUCGUUCACCGUCCCAUUUUAUUUUAAUAAGUUUUGAUAGUGAACUCUAUGAAUAUGAUAGUUCGGAUGAGAAAGAAGGAUUUUGUCUUGAUAUAAAUACUGCUUCAUUUGAUGAUUAUCUUGAUUAA
Dentiscutata erythropus is the source of this 291-nucleotide messenger RNA. The record is from the annotation of a GenBank genome assembly. Lineage: Eukaryota; Fungi; Glomeromycota; Glomeromycetes; Diversisporales; Gigasporaceae.